AUGACAUUGGAUAACAACUCUGAGAAGGCUAAAUGGGAUGCAGAAACUACAGAACUAUUGUUAAAUAUAUGUGUGGAAGAAAUUUUAGCAGGAAAUCGUCCUGGAACUCACUUCAGUAGAUUAGGAUGGUCUAAUCUGGUGCAAAAGUUUAAUGACAAAACCAGAAAAAACUAUGAUAAAGUUAAGUUGAAGAACAAGUGGGACAACCUCAAAGGUACAUGGAAAGAAUGGGAUACUUUAGUUGGAAAAGAGACUGGUUUAGGAUGGGAUCCCGAUAAAAAAAUAAUUCAAGCGAGUGCAGAUUGGUGGGAUAGGAAAAUAAAGGAAAAUCCAAAUGUAGAGAAAUUCAGAGAGAAAGGUUUACAACAUCUACAACUGAUGAAUUCAGAGAGAAAGAUUCAUCUUGUUACAACUACCAUGGCUAUACAUAAUUUCAUCCGACGACGAUCUUCUACUGAUAAGGAAUUCAACUAUUAUGCUAAUGAAGACAUUACUACAGAGAUUGAGGAAGGAGAUGGGGCUUCUGGUAUUCCUUUAGAAAUGCAAGACAAGUCUUCGACUAUUAUGGAGGCGUUGCGUGAUAGAAUUAGAGAUGAAAUUGUUGAAAAAUAUUAUCAUGUGUGA
Messenger RNA from Nicotiana attenuata, 624 nucleotides. Its product is annotated as L10-interacting MYB domain-containing protein-like. Lineage: Eukaryota; Viridiplantae; Streptophyta; Magnoliopsida; Solanales; Solanaceae. The record is from RefSeq and is a predicted model, not a curated record. Bases 1 to 624 code for a protein of 207 amino acids. The transcript has 3 exons.